AUGGCAGCCAUUCUCUCCUGCCACCACUCUGCUUCUCCAGCUACCUCCUCCAAAUUCAUCAGUCCCAGCAUACCUACAAACCGUACACGCUUCUCAAUUUCCCAUAAACAAUUUGGAACCCGCAGUUCUUCCCCACUUCCUAUUAAAUGCCAGAUCCAGAACAGACAGAAAGGGAAGUCAUUUUCCAUAAAGGAGUGUGCGAUAUCUAUAGCUUUGGCCGUUGGAUUAGUAACAGGAGUUCCUGCAUUGGAAUGGUCUAGCAAUGCCUAUGCGGCUAACCCAGUGUUGCCUGAUCUUUCUGUACUGAUCUCUGGACCCCCAAUAAAGGACCCGGGGGCUUUGUUGAGAUAUGCUCUACCUAUCAAUAAUAAAGCUAUCAGGGAAGUACAAAAACCACUUGAAGAUAUUACAGAGAGUCUGAAGGUAGCCGGAGUCAAAGCACUCGAUUCUGUUGAGAGGAAUUUGAGGCAGGCAUCUCGAGCGCUGAAGCAGGGAAAGGCUUUAAUUGUAUCUGGAUUAGCUGAAUCGAAGAAGGACCAUGGAGUUGAAUUGCUCGGAAAGCUGGAAGCUGGAAUGGAUGAACUCCAACAGAUUGUGGAGGAUAGAAAUAGAGACGGAGUAGCAGAAAAACAGAAGGAGCUACUUCAAUAUGUUGGGGGUGUUGAAGAGGAUAUGGUGGAUGGAUUCCCGUAUGAAGUGCCUGAAGAAUACCAAAGCAUGCCUCUAUUGAAGGGGAGAGCAACUGUGGAUAUGAAGGUCAAGGUUAAGGAUAAUCCUAGCCUUACUGAUUGUGUCUUCCGUAUUGUUCUUGAUGGUUACAAUGCUCCAGUAACUGCUGGGAACUUUGUAGACUUGGUGGAAAGACACUUUUAUGAUGGCAUGGAAAUCCAAAGAGCGGAUGGUUUUGUUGUACAAACUGGUGAUCCUGAAGGACCAGCAGAGGGUUUCAUAGAUCCAAGUACAGAGAAAACCAGGACAAUACCAUUAGAAAUCACGGUGGAGGGAGAGAAAUUACCUUUUUAUGGAUCAACUUUGGAAGAGCUUGGACUAUACAAGGCUCAAACAAAGCUGCCCUUUAAUGCAUUUGGAACAAUGGCUAUGGCCAGAGAUGAAUUUGAGAACAAUUCUGCAUCCAGCCAGAUUUUUUGGCUACUGAAGGAAAGUGAACUAACUCCCAGUAAUUCCAAUAUAUUAGAUGGUCGUUAUGCAGUGUUUGGAUAUGUAACACAAAAUGAGGACUUUUUGGCAGAUCUCAAGGUUGGUGAUGUGAUAGAGUCAAUCCAAGUAGUCUCUGGGCUCGAAAAUCUAGCCAAUCCAAGCUACAAGAUUGCUGGCUAG
Prunus armeniaca (apricot) is the source of this 1338-nucleotide messenger RNA. Lineage: Eukaryota; Viridiplantae; Streptophyta; Magnoliopsida; Rosales; Rosaceae. The record is from the annotation of a GenBank genome assembly.